Messenger RNA from Fusarium mangiferae, 2493 nucleotides. RefSeq lists its product as uncharacterized. The record is from RefSeq and is a predicted model, not a curated record. NCBI's taxonomy places the organism in Eukaryota, Fungi, Ascomycota, Sordariomycetes, Hypocreales, Nectriaceae. The transcript is spliced from 2 exons. Bases 1 to 2493 code for a protein of 830 amino acids.
AUGUCUUGCGCCCCAGCAGACAACACCAACAUCAUGGCGCAAUCGGGUGUCGAACAACCACCGUCGAAUGGCGAAAAAGCGUCUGCUCCUGAACCGCGUAAAUUCAAGGCCUCAGAUCUUCCUCUACCUUCGGCGACAAGAGCAGCGAUAGAAUCGCUUGCCCAUAGCUUCAAGAAAGAGGGAGCCUACGAUUCUAUUCGAAAGCAAGUUUGGGACAAGUUUGAAGCCAGCGAUUACGAGGCUCAGGUCACGAAAUCGAUUCUCGAGGUGGCCGAGCAGGAAAUUGAGCGCAACCCACAGCAGCUUCUCACACUUGAUCGGAGAAAGGCUGCGGCUCUAAUCGAUGGCGCUCUAGAGAGAUCCGGGGUUUAUCACAAAGCAGAAGAUGUCAUUAGCCAGCUGAUCGAUGUGGGCGCCAUAGAGGAGCGAAUCCGCGAAACACGCCGGGCCGAAGUCGGCGAGGAAGCAGCUGAAGCAGAAAAGGUUCGGGGCGCCAAAACAGACGAAGAAUAUGAGGCCGAGACUGAGGCUCGACGUGCGGAACGUGAAAAAGUUCGGGAAGAGCUACGACAAAAAGAGGCUGCAAUCCAGGAGGAGAAACGAAGAAUCCUUAAAGAAGAACGAAAGAAGGAGGAGCGAGAGCGAGAGAAAGCCGAAAUCAAGCGCCAGGAAGAAAGAGAUGAGCGUCGCCGAAAGCGAGAACAAGAGCGCGAGGAGCGUGAAAGACUACGAGAUAUUGAAAGAGAAAAGCGACACAAAGAGCGCGAGCGUGAGCGUGACAGGGACCGAGACCGCGAUACAAGGGAUAGGGAUAGAGAUAGGGACAGGGACAGGGAACGCGACAGAGAUCGCGACCGGGAUCGUCAUCGUGAUCAUGACAGACAUAGGGAUGAUCGGCACAAGGAGAAACCAGCGGCCUCUACAGAGCUGAAAGAGAAACUCUCUAAAGAAGAACACGAUCGACUGGAGCAAGAGGCUCUGGCCGAUUUACUCCGCGAAAGCUCCAAGCCGGCCCAAAAGCAAGAGUUGGAGGUUGAUUCAUCCCUCGCACCGCCGCCACGUAAAACGGGGCCUGUUUCGGCCAUCAACCCGAUCAGGCGAGAACGUUCGUCGAUUGCAGAGGGCCGCAAGACCAGCGAUGCAGGGCUCGGAGCUGAACGUGAUGGCCAUGGAACACCUGCACAGGCCAAGAGACCUGAAGCGGACGAUCGAAAGCCGAGUCGUAGUGCUUCUCGGAUCGUCGACCGCGAUGGGGAUCGCGAGAGAGAUAGAGAGCGUGAUCGCUUGAGGGAACGAGAUUCUCGUCGCGAUAGACGCUCAAACUCACCACACAGAGGCAUCAGUGGGUCGCGUAUUCGAGACAGACGUGACAGAAGCCGGUCUCGAGCUAGACGGGAGAGGAGUCGUUCACGAACUGGCAGAGAGGACCGUGCGGUUAGAAGCCGAUCACGACCCAAGUAUGACCACUACGAGCGAAGUAGAUCCCGAAGACGUGACCGUAGCCGUUCUCGACCUAGAGUGGUCGAGCGAAGAGAGAGAAGCCGAUCAAGACCUAGACCCGAGCGCCGAGAUCGAAGCAGAGACAGAAGGGACCGCUCACGACUGCGCUCUGAUAGACGGGAAAGGAGUCGUUCUCGCACUCGACGUGAUCAAAGCAGGUCUCACGACACUCGUCUUGGUGGAGCUGACCAUUAUGACCCUCGAGAAAGAGACCGUGAACGAGACAUAGAUCGACCUCGUGACCGAGAGCGCGACCGCGAGAGAUCUCCUCUGAGACGGAGAAGCCGAGAAAGGCUUCGUGAUGACCGUGACCAAGCAAAGCCUCGCGAUAAGGAGCAGGAAAAAGCCGCCCCCCAGAAAGAACGGGAAAGAGAGAAGGAAAAACCAACUGAGCGUCGUAGUCGUUCUCCAUCACGAGCCAUUGCCACAGCCGCACGACCGAGCUCCAGCAAAGCUCAGGAUGGCCUUGAGGAGUGGAAGAUGGAAGAAGUCAGAAAGCGGGAAAAAGAAGCCAAGGCCUAUCUGGCGGCUCAGAAGGACGCCAGGAACAAAGGCCUCCCAAUCCCUGGACUCGACGACAAAAAGAGCAGUGGUGAAGUAUCUCCUGACCUACGCCGCCGCCGGAUUCAGGAUGACAUCGACAGGUAUACGCCUGGAGGCUGUGAGGAGCGGAGGAGGAGCCGUUCUCGGAGCCGCAGCCGACAACGGGAUACAACAAAAGAUCGAGACCGGGAAAGAGAAAGAGAAAGAGAAAGAGACAGAGACAGAGUUGAUCGUGAUAAGCCGAGGGGUGGAGAUAGCUAUCGUGAGCGAGAUAGAGACAGAGAUCGUGAUAGGGACCGAGACCGAAGGGACAGGGACAGAGAUCGCGAUACGGAUCGACGUGAUCGUGACAGGGAUCGUGAAAGAGAACGAUCGAGGGAUAGGAGGAACAGGCGAGAGCGUAGUCUAUCUCCUCGACGAGAAAGGCGGGGAAGUAGAAGCCGCCGUUGA